Molecule: messenger RNA, 1137 nt
Organism: Metopolophium dirhodum (rose-grain aphid)
Lineage: Eukaryota; Metazoa; Arthropoda; Insecta; Hemiptera; Aphididae
Product: transcription initiation factor TFIID subunit 11-like
Exons: 3
Coding region: 138-905 (255 amino acids)
Source: RefSeq, a predicted model, not a curated record
CGAAUUCUGUAUUCAUCAGACGACGACUGUGAUUCGUUCGAACAGCAUUAUUGUAGCAUUGUAGUACAGUGUUGUAAUCGACUACUAAAAUUGCCGCAGAGAUCUUACUGCCAUCGCUGGAUUUAAGGGAUUUCAAAAUGAAAAUGACUUCGUUCAAAGUCUUUGCAUUGUGCGUUGCGAUCGUAUGCCUCACGUCAGUGGCAAGAGCCUCUCCAGUACUGAAAUUAAUUUCGGGCGUUUUGGCUACGACAGAGAAUCCAAUCAUAGAGAAUCAUGGUUGCAGAAAACACAAAAACCUCGUCGUGCAGAAUGUCGUGGAUCUCAAAACUUACGAUUCCAUGUUGAUCACGAACGAAGUGGUACAGAAACAAUCGGUGCAUGAGCCCAUGGUGUCACAGAAAUUGCACCAACUACGCAGGACCUUCGACAACAAAGAAGAUCAGCUGACGCAAGAGUUGGACAGCGACAAUAACAGUUCUCCUGUAGACUCAAAAGAAGUUGUAAGGCAGCAUACUUCGAACGUGCACGAGGACUCUAAACAGUCGAACGAGGUCCAAAGUUCUGAACAGUCGAACGAGGUCCAGGACUCUCAGCAGACCAACGAGGUGCCGGACUCUGAACAGACGAACGAGGUCCAGAACUCUGAACAGUCGAAUGAGGUCCAAAGUUCUGAACAAUCGAACGAGGUCCAGGACUCUCAGCAGACCAACGAGGUGCCGGACUCUGAACAGUCUAACAAUGACAACGAGAAAAUUCCCCGAGAGCUCCCGGACCCCGAUUCCUACGAAUCCGAAGAAACCGAAGGGUCCCACGAGUCCGGAGAGAACACCGACGAUGACAAAGAGGACAGAGAGAAAAGCGAUACAGACGAUACAGUUAGUCCAUCCCCAUCAGAACAGACGUAAUUUCAAUACAUAAUCCGCUAUUAAUCGUUGCCUACAUAUAUCAUAAUAUUAUAUUAUGGCACACAUUUUUUGGACGGUCAUCCUGACCUAAGUUAAUGUAACCAUAAUGAUAAUAAAUUCUUCACCCUUAUAGUAUUCAUAAUUUUAUUUAUAAAUCCAUCAAUUGUAUAUCAAUAUAAUUAUUUAAUUCUCUGUGACUUUUAUAUUCUAAUAAAUUAUAUUAUAUUAUGCA